This is a messenger RNA of Coccidioides posadasii C735 delta SOWgp, 1487 nucleotides long. Lineage: Eukaryota; Fungi; Ascomycota; Eurotiomycetes; Onygenales; Onygenaceae. The record is from RefSeq and is a predicted model, not a curated record.
CCGAGAGAAGAUAAUCCGUAAUAUUAUCGAAAGAACUGCUUAUGAGGUCCAACUGUCUUCGUACAUUUCCGGUCAGACGCAACCAGAAGGAUUAGCGGUGAGAGAACUAGAGGUUGACUGAAAGAGAUAUGUGAGCCAUGCCCUGGGCCUUAGCGACCCCGGACCAACCUGUGUAAUAUGCAAGACUAUGUAAAUACCCUUGACCGUUUUUCUCGAAGCCAGUUUCAGCUGUCACGAGCAGCAAAACCCCGCGGGAUUUAGUAUGACGUCAUGGCUCCCUAUGUCCGGCCAGGCAAAGUAUCAGAACAAUCCCACAUUUCCAUGGCAGUAAAUCGCCCCCAUACGUAAUAUCGUUGAGGGGAAGUAGAUAAAGCUAGUGGCGCGUGAGCUGAACCCGAAGUGAUCAAGGUCUUGAAUGCAUAUGUGCAAUUCCAGCCUAAGAAGAUUCACGCUCUUGAAAAAGAAUCGCGAUGUUUUCCGUCUGGGCCCUCCUACAUAGUUUCGCGGACUGGGUUCUCGGGUUCUGCAAGCUCUGCCAGAACCGUGAAGUUGGUUGGCAGACGCUCGACCGGCGCUCAGGGCGGUACAGGCGAGAGCAGCAGCCUCUAUGGAAGAAAUUCAAACUGAUCAUACUGUUCAAUCCACUUAUGGAUUGGAUUGACAGCACAUCGAUAAUGCGGCUGUGGAUGCACGAGAAAACUAUAAAUGCUGGCAAGAAAGAAGGAACAUUGGCAUCUCGUUCCCAGAUCAAAUCCUUUGUCGACUUUUUCCAUAUAAACAUGGAUGACUUUGAACCAUCCGAUAUAUCCAAAUACCAGACAUUCGAACAAUUUUUUGUUCGGAAGCACAAAGCCGGCGCUCGACCGAUCCACGAGGCAUCGAAUCCGUCAAAAGCGUGUGUUGUCGCUGACUCCCGAGUCGUUGUGUAUCCAACAAUGACCGCGGCGCGGACGCUAUGGAUCAAGGGAAAGCACUUCACCAUCGGGAACCUGAUCGAUAACGAAAAAGCUGCGGAACCGUGGAUCGACGGCGCUGUUGCGAGCUUUCGACUAAGCCCGCAAGAUUAUCAUCGAUAUCAUUCGCCUGUCACAGGGACAGUCAAGUGGUACAAGAGGAUUCCUGGAGAUUUUUACCAAGUGGAUCCCGUCUGCUUGCAGAGUGGAGUGGAUAUCCUCACGCGAAAUGCACGAUGUUGCGUAUGCAUCGAUAGCAAGGAAUUUGGUCAAGUACUGUUCGUUGCAAUUGGGGCCACCGACGUUGGCGACGUAGAGUAUGUGAUUCGACCUGAAAUGCAAGAACCCGGUCAUCUGGUGAGAAAAGGAGAAGAAGUCGGUCUCUUCCAAUUUGGCGGAUCCAGUAUCAUCGUGGCAUUCGAGAAAGGAAGGAUAGAAUUUGAUGAUGACCUUGCUACCAUGAGUAGGCGUCAGAUCAUGGUAGAUGUUGAAGUUGGAAUGAGUAUGGGAAGUGUACCGCCAAAGAGAGUAUAG